This is a messenger RNA of Nicotiana tabacum (common tobacco), 420 nucleotides long. RefSeq names its product LOB domain-containing protein 1-like. The record is from RefSeq and is a predicted model, not a curated record. Lineage: Eukaryota; Viridiplantae; Streptophyta; Magnoliopsida; Solanales; Solanaceae.
AUCGCGUCUUUGGUGCCAGCAAUAUUAUCAAGUUCUUGCAGGAACUGCCGGAAUUUCAAAGAGCAGAUGCAGUGAGCAGUAUGGUAUAUGAAGCCAAUGCAAGACUGAGGGAUCCUGUAUAUGGCUGUGCAGGAGCAAUUUGUCAUCUACAAAAGCAAGUGAAUGAGCUCCAAGUACAAUUGGCUAAGGCACAAGCUGAGAUUGUCAACAUGCAAUGUGAACAAGCUAACCUUAUGGCCCUUAUUUGCAUGGAAAUGACACAAUCUCCACAAGCAUCACCACACCAUUAUUCUUUGGGCAAUCUCACUAAUAUAACAUAUGGUAAUUCCCAAAGCAACAUGACGUUCCUUGAUGAUAACAGUUUUGGAUCUUUUUCGGAGACUCUUUGGACAUGAUUAAUUAAACACCAUCACAAGUACG